Messenger RNA from Ceraceosorus bombacis, 1848 nucleotides. The record is from the annotation of a GenBank genome assembly. NCBI's taxonomy places the organism in Eukaryota, Fungi, Basidiomycota, Exobasidiomycetes, Ceraceosorales, Ceraceosoraceae.
AUGAGUAGCCAGCAACGUGGGCCAGGACACAAUGGGUCGGGCCAAGCUCUGCAGCAGGUCUCGCUCAUCAUCGAUUCCGAUCCCGGAGUGGGUGAGUUGUUGGGGGGUUUGGAGCGCAGCUGGGUCACGUCCAUGUGUUGCUUUGGCUGAGCAACUCCAUUUGUUGCAUUCGCUUGCAGAUGACGGUGAGGCAAUGCGUGGGGUGGGGGGUAAAGCUGAAGACAUUCACAUCCAAAUUGACGUUCUUUCGCUUUAACCUCUGCGCCUGCAGUGCUCGCCUUUAUCCUAGCGCUGGCCCUGCCGCACGUUACUGUGAAAGCCAUCACACUGACAUUCGGCAACACUGAGCUCGCGCACGCCUUUUCCAACGUCGCGCGCACCUUCAACGUUCUACACGCUCAUCUCUCCUCCUCCUCAUCCGCUCCUCCAUCCCUCAAGGCUCGUUUCUCGCACUCCUUGGGUGAGGGCGCGCCGAGCAUCGAGCUGGCCAAAGGAGCAAGCGGCCCCAUCGGCGGCAAAAAAUUCACCGCUGGUUAUUUCCACGGCAAGGAUGGUCUAUCGGGAGUGUCGAAAGAUGAGAGGUUUCCUGCGCAGCCUGUUCCUGCCCCUCUGAAAGCCACGGAUGAACCAGCGCACAAGGUCAUACUGAAACACCUCAGGGACAAUCCCCCUGGCGCCAUCCGCAUUGCGGCGAUUGGUCCAGUCAGCAACCUCGCCUUGGCUUUUCAGGAAGAUCCGGUCACUUUUGCUAGAGUGGCCGGCAUCUCCGUCAUGGGUGGCGCGCUCGACGUGCCUGGCAAUACGUGCGCAAUGGAACCCCGUGCAAGCCCGGCAGCCGGAGCAGCGAGAAUGUAUGCUGACCAUCGAUUCGCGCAACAUUUCCAGGUCUCCGCUCAGCGAGUUCAAUUUCUAUGCCGAUCCUUGGGCCGCUCGAGCUCUGAUCGUGGACGCGCCUAAACAUCCUGUGCUAGCCAAUGGCGACAAUGCGCUGGGGUGGCGCCGGUUGCCCAUCGAUCUGCUUUCCCUCGACAUUACGAGCAAACACUUGGUACCCUUUGGUCGCCUUUGCAGCGGUCAAGGUCCUCUCGGUGACUUGUGAGUUGAUGCGACUCAUUUGCGAUCUCACAACGAUGAGGUGGAAGCGCUCGCUUGACUCACUCGACCUUCUUCGCCCCCAAUCUCUCUUCGUCUUUCUCGCGUGUGAUGCGAUUUGUUUCACUCCCCCCCCCCUUCCCCCUCUUGCGCCCUAUUUUUGCGGGCCCAACGCCUAGCAUGGCAACGAUACUGAAGCGACCCAGACAGGUGACCAACUCAUUUGCACCUGCCGGAAGAGACUUUGAUGCGAGCAUCGACGACAUGUUCGUAGCGCACGAUCCCAUCGCCGUCGCACAUGCCUGUUUCUGUUCCUCUUCAGGAUCGGCGUCUCGCAACGCCUCUUCCAAAGAGACGCGCAGCUAUGCCUCUCAAAAUCGACCAGAGUUCGAUGGGGAGUGGAGCAUGCGGGUCAGAAGGUUCGGUAUCGAGUGCGAGGGGGAGUUGACUAGAGGUUGCUGUGUGGUGGAUAGAAGAGCUAGCGUGAAUUCUGCUCAGGGAAAUGUGGAUCCAAAAGAUGCCAGUCUGGGCAAAGAUGAGGAAUUGGAUGAGGAUCAAAAGAGACCGGAUACGAGGGAAGGAGAUGUUCAUGUGGUCCAAGUGAGUCGUGGCAUCGCAUUGGGACAAGCCAAAACAACACUGCUCGGCUCGUAUCGGAAUUCCUCUGACCCUAUCUACGAACCCUCGCCUCAUCUUCAGCAAUCUCCCGGAUGCGCAUGGUUCUCCAACAUAUUUUGCGACGCUUUGGGUGUCUAG